Molecule: messenger RNA, 2521 nt
Organism: Drosophila novamexicana
Lineage: Eukaryota; Metazoa; Arthropoda; Insecta; Diptera; Drosophilidae
Gene: dpr20
Exons: 7
Coding region: 149-1930 (593 amino acids)
Biological process (GO): synapse organization
Cellular component (GO): neuron projection membrane
Source: RefSeq, a predicted model, not a curated record
AGCUUCAACCGCAGCAACAACAACAACAAGAACAACAGCAACAACAACAACAAGAACAAAGCCUGCAACACGCCGAACUGAAUGUUUUAUUUGCAAUUUAAUACAAUUAUUUAUACUAACAACAACAAUCGUGUGCACCGCUAGCGCCAUGGGCCGCGGUUCGCUCCAGGCAGAGGCGCACUCUGUGGCCAGCAUGGACGCGCUUCGUGGUCGCCAGCUGGAGGAGGGGCAGCCGCUAGCGGACUACGACUCCUCAAUGCUGGCUGCAGCUGCAGCAAGCGCCGAGGCAGCUGCAGUUGCCAAAUUGCCAGCGGCAACAACAAUGACAUCCGUAGGAUUUCAAUUUACCACGGACACAGCCACACCCACACACACGCACACACGCACACAGCAGCAGCAGCAGCAGCAGCAGCACAUGCAGUUGGCCACAACGUUACGUGUUAGCCAUGAUUCCAAUGAAAUCGAUAAUUCCUAUGCCGCUGCGGGAGCAGGAGCAGCUGCUGCCUUUGAUGCGGAUGCGGAUGCUGAUGCCGAUGACGUUCAGAAGUCGGCCAAUGAUUACAUCAUUGCCAUGGAGCAGGAAGAGGGGCAGGAGCAGGAGCGGGGCCAGGGCCAGUGGCACAAUAUAACGAACGAGAAAAAUGAGAGAAGAGCGCCAAAAGCAACGUCUGCCGCGCCGGCCGCCACAGCCAAUGGCAGACAACUAAUGAAUGCAAAAACACAAGAUUUAUUGUCCUUAUCGCAGCUUAGUUCGUAUCAAACAUCAACAUCACGAGCACCAGCAGCCGCUGUGCAACGCGAGAAGAGCGCAUCAAGUCUGAAAAACUCCAUCAGCUUCGGUGGCGCCGCAGCUGGUGGCACAUUUCAACAAAUUGGCUCGCAACGCGUCAAUGGAAAUGUGCCAGCGACCACAAUGGCCAGCACUGAGGGCUCCAGCGGCCAACAGGUCGCUGGCAAUGGCUCCCUGGCAAUGCCAACCCCAUCGACUGCGAGCGGAGCGGAUAAGUCUCCUGUGCGCACCUCGGCCAAGAAGGUGGAAAGCAAAUAUAUUCUGCCCAAGCAGCAGAAAACCGAUGCACCCAUGCUCAACUAUAUCUUCGAUACCUUCUCGGCGGCUAACAAACAUCAUCAUCACGAUCAAAGAUAUGGCCCCCAUUUUGAGGACGUGCAGCGUGUCGGACAACCCACAAAUAUGACUGUACAGGCGGGCAGCAGCAUUCAUUUAAAUUGCAGAAUUUCAUUGCUCCAAGAUAAGACUGUCUCCUGGGUGCGUCGUAGUGCGCAAAAUGAGGAGAACGCAUUGGAUUUACUGACUGUUGGCCUGCACGCCUACACAGGUGAUAAGCGCUAUAAAAUGGAAUUUCAGUAUCCCAACAACUGGCGACUGAAAAUUAUAAAUGUUAAAAAGGACGAUGAGGCGACAUACGAAUGCCAGAUCUCAACGCAUCCGCCCCGCGUUAUACAAAUUAACUUGCAUGUAAAUGCGCCAAAGGUGAUGAUUGUGGAUGAAUACGGGGAUCCCUUGCAGGAGAAAUACUAUGAAAUUGAUUCCACGCUGCAGCUGUCCUGUGUGGUGCGAAAUGUGGCUAUGACAAGCUCCGUUGUUUUCUGGAAGCACAGCGAAAAUGUACUCAAUUAUGAUGUAACACGAGGUGGUGUAAGUGUUAAAACUGAACUGAUGGAAGAUGGUGCGAAUUCCACUUUGUCCAUUGCGAAAAUUCACAAAGCUGAUUCCGGGAACUAUACCUGCUCCAUAAGCGAGUAUCAAAAUUUUACGAUAGUGGUGCAUAUACUAAAUGGUGAAAGUUUUGCUGAGCUGCAUCAUGGUGGUGCAGGGGCGGCACAUGCCACUUGGCAAUAUAUAAUCGGACUAUGUUUCCUGCUGCUGCUUCGGUGGACCGCCAGUAAGAACGUGUUUACAUACAGGUAAAGUUAACAAACUGAACACCAAACGCCUAAUUUUAUAUAUUAUAUAUAUGAAAAAAUAUGAAAUAGGCAUAAAUUGUUCUCCUGGUAGUCUUCUUGUGUACAUUUUUGUUAAUUAAUUGUAAAGAUUAUGGAAUAGACACAUAGCGGGAAGUUAUUAGAAAUAACUAAAAACUAAGUUAAAAUUAAAACGAAAUAAGUUCAAAAAAAAAAAAAAGAAAACUAAACUGAAUUGUUGUUAUAAGCAAGUGUACUGUAAGUAAAUGCCUAUUUAAAUCAUAUAAUGUACUGUCUAUUCGUUUGAUAUUCGUUAGCAUCUAUUUGUACAUGUAAAAGCACACAUAAUCUUAAUUAAAUUAAUAUAAGUCAAAUAUUUGCGUUUGGCGCAAAUGAUGCCAACGAAUUUCUAUACAAACAAUGAAGGAACCCGCAUAUGAGAAUUAAAAGAACACAAUUUAAUACAGGAAUGUAAGAUAACAUAUGAGCAAAAGAAUCUGUGCUGGGCUUUUAUAAACAAAAUAGAACUUACAAUAUAAGUCCCAACACCGAGGUAUACACACAGUACUAUUGCAAGAAUACCACAGCAUAAACAUGC